CGUCAAAUAUCAGCUGACUGGUUUGUUUCGCUAUAGACUCCGCAGCAAUCAGCAAAGAAGGAAUAGCACAACAUCAAAGGACUCAACUUCUUAUUAUUACAAAAAAAAAACUGGGCUUUGAUCGCCCAAAAAUUUACAACACCUACAUUUAAAUAUAUUUUCAAUUCAUACAGGGAUCUUUUGCCUCGUUUACAAAACGGUUUGACCUGCGUGAAAUAUGCCUUCAGAGAAGACGUUCAAACAAAGGAGGACAUUUGAGCAGAGAGUAGAUGAUGUGAGACUGAUUCGAGAGCAGCACCCCAACAAGAUCCCAGUCAUCAUCGAGAGAUACAAGGGAGAGAAGCAGCUGCCCAUCCUGGAUAAAACCAAGUUCCUGGUUCCUGACCAUGUCAAUAUGAGUGAGCUGAUCAAAAUCAUCAGGAGGCGCCUCCAGCUGAACUCCAACCAGGCCUUCUUCCUGCUGGUGAACGGCCACAGCAUGGUCUCCGUGUCGGCAGCCAUCGCUGAGGUGUACGAUCGCGAGAAGGACGAUGAUGGCUUCCUCUACAUGGUGUACGCCUCGCAGGAGACGUUUGGAACCAUAACCCCCCAGUAACAGCCUCCAACCUCCACACCAUAGCUCGGACAAUGAUAUCACCUCCUCCCUCCUUGAUCCUUCGUUCCUAAAUACAGACCGAUCCCCCUUGCCUUCCCUCGAACCCUUGCUUAAAACCUUAGCCAAGACGAUGGGAACCAGACUGACCUCUUCUCCCAUGCCCUUAAGGGCCCCUUAUAGAUAUUAAAAGCCAUGUCCUGCACCUUCUCAUACUGCCCACUACCCAUUACUCAAAACCUCUCCCUGUACAUCCAUUACUCAACACCUCUCCCUGUACAUCCAUAACUCAACACCUCUCCCUGUACAUCCAUUACUCAUCACCUCUCCCUGUACAUCCAUUACUCAACACCUCUCCCUGUACAUCCAUUACUCAACACCUCUCCCUGUACAUCCAUUACUCAACACCUCUCCCUGUACAUCCAUUACUCAACACCUCUCCCUGUACAUCCAUUACUCAACACCUCUCCCUGUACAUCCAUUACUCAACACCUCUCCCUGUACAUCCAUUACUCAACACCUCUCCCUGUACAUCCAUUACUCAACACCUCUCCCUGUUCAUCCAGCCAUGUGUUUGGGAAAAGAGAUUCAAUAGUUAUCUUUGGGUUGUUUGGUGUAUAGAAUGGAUUAGUAUAGCAGAGAUGAUUGCCAGUUCAGGUUGAGUUCGACUCAAACAAUUUACAGCUUAAAUCCCUGCUUGAGUCCAUCAUGGUUGAGUUCAGUUAUACAGAAAUCUCCAUAUUUUAUUUUCCACUUGUUGUGUUUGCUAAACUUGAAUGAGCUCAGUAUUUUGGAUGAAGCUUCAAUCACAACAGCUGUUGAGGAAUUUUCUAACAGUUUAGUUAAAGCGUUGAAUCCAGUUUGACAGACAUGGGACAAACUACUUCCACAAGAACAUGUUUCAUCAAGUCUUCUAUAAUUGGUGACUCAGGCCAAUAGUCUCAACUGCUGUGACAAAAUGAGUGGUUCUUUUUUUCUUUAGUCUUUCCUUUAGCAACUUGGUUGAAUAUUCUAGGCCAACUAUAGGCUUCAUUGUAUUAACACAAGUUUUUGAGGCUAACAUGUUAAUGUGCGUUCAGUUUAGCAGUUCCCCUACCCCUGUGUUGCUCUGUUGAGCUACUUGAUAAGGGUUGUGGGUUCAGAGAUUAUUUUACUUUGCACCUUUCAAAAAAUUCAAUAAAAAUGAAGGUCCUUUCAAAAAAAAAAAAAAAAAUCUUCCCGCGCUUUGUUGUAAA
Oncorhynchus tshawytscha (Chinook salmon) is the source of this 1827-nucleotide messenger RNA. RefSeq names its product microtubule-associated protein 1 light chain 3 beta (gene map1lc3b). Gene Ontology annotation, cellular component: cytosol; autophagosome membrane; autophagosome. The record is from RefSeq and is a predicted model, not a curated record. Lineage: Eukaryota; Metazoa; Chordata; Actinopteri; Salmoniformes; Salmonidae. Gene Ontology annotation, biological process: autophagosome assembly; macroautophagy; autophagy of mitochondrion. Gene Ontology annotation, molecular function: ubiquitin protein ligase binding. The coding region runs from base 218 to 595 and encodes 125 amino acids. The transcript has 4 exons.